Cyphellophora europaea CBS 101466 is the source of this 2496-nucleotide messenger RNA. RefSeq lists its product as uncharacterized. Bases 1 to 2496 code for a protein of 831 amino acids. The record is from RefSeq and is a predicted model, not a curated record. NCBI's taxonomy places the organism in Eukaryota, Fungi, Ascomycota, Eurotiomycetes, Chaetothyriales, Cyphellophoraceae. The transcript has a single exon.
AUGAGGCUUCACUCGCUUACAGCCUCCUUGUUGGCGGUUGCCGUCCAGGCGAACCAUCAGCAUUUGCAUCAGAGAGAUGUUCUGCCUCGCGCAGUCAUCGCAGUAGGGCCCAGCGGCGUCUGCCCGGUCCAGCCGGACAUCACCAUCAUCGUGCAGCCUGUCUACAACGCCAGUGCUACGAGUAUCUCGUAUGUGACGGUCACCAACACCGCCACCCUCACCCAGACACCCCCGCCACCGGUCACGACCACCUUCACACCUCCCUUCACCGGCGGUCAGGGUCUUCCGAGCGGCCCGACCGACAACUUGGCAGACUUCUUCUUCCUCGCCUUCAGCACUCCUGCAGCGGGUCCUGUCAUCAAGAGAGAUUAUGACCUGGAGCGCCGACAAGCCCCUGCGCAGAACACCGCCAUUCCGGUCAAGCUGGUUGACCUCUCAGUUGCUACUCCCGGUGCGCCCGCCCAGGCAGCAGAUCGAUGCGAUGGUGCUACGCCCUUCAACUUGAUCAAUGGUGUCCUGAACUUCCGACAGGGCGGCCAACUUGUAUCUGUUGGUAAACUCCGGGGUGCUGAGAGUGCCAUCCUUGGCUCGCUCAUCAACCCUCCCAACGAUCAAGUGAACACCUCGUUCAGCGUCAACAGCGCUCUCCUGAACUGGAACGCCCCUGAUCAGGGUGCGGCCAGCUUCUUCAGCUGCGCUCAACAGAUUUAUGCUGGCUUUCCCGCACUAGACUUCGAUGCGGCAGCUUGCACGCCCGUGCUUGUCGCUCCUGUCGCUGGCGCCGUCUGCGUGUCAUAUGUCACCUCGUCCCGUCCGGCCGACCCUACAUUCACCCCCCCAGUGUCGCCAACUUCUUCGACCUCGGUGACUUCUGCUACAGUCACCUCGACCAGUGCCUCCACCGUCACAGAUUCCACGAGCACUUCCACCGACUCCACGAGCACGUCCACCGAUUCCACCUCAUCGCAGUCUAGCAGUGCAACCACUGAGUCUACCAGCUCAUCGUCGGGUACUUCAGGUGUCCAGUCUACUACCUCUACUAUUACUUCAGAUGUCACCAGCGUCACUACCUCGAGCAUGACCAUGACCACGACAUCCGCCGGUCUCGACGUCUGCCUGCCCAACCCCUGCCAACUGCUCAACGGCCUGACUGGUACUGCUUUGACCACACAACUGGGUCUGUGUCAAGCUUCUCUCGGCGAUAUCCUGAACACCAACCUGCAGGUCGCUGCCUGUAUCCCGCUUACGAUCCUCGGCACUACGUCCGGCACUGACAUCGCUAACUGCAUCAGCGUUGGUCUCGGUUGCCCAGCCAACCCCUCGACGACUGCGACCACAACCAGCGGUCUGAUCCCCGACCUACCUCUCUGCAUCUCUGUCCUCCCACAGACGUGCUUGAACCUCAAUGGGCUUACCACUUUGCAACUCGCCGGACAACCAGGCCUCAUCACAAGCUGCAAUGCUAAUCUACUGGCCCUGCUCGACCCUAGCCAGUUGACUAGCGUCACCACCUGUCUCACUACCAACCUGCUUGCUGGGGGCUCCGGGAUUGUUCAGUGCUUGCAGGGAACUGUUCUGUGUGCUGGCUCCUCAACAACCGCCCAACCAAGUUCCACGCCAUCUCCCAUUCUCGAUCUACCACUCUGCAUCUCUGUUCUGCCUCAGACUUGCUUGAACCUCAACGGGCUCACCACUCUCCAACUUACUACCAACCCAGGCCUUAUCACGAGCUGCAAUGCCGAUCUGACCAGCCUGCUCGACCUCACUACCUUGACUGGCGUCACCACCUGCCUCACCAACAACCUUCUGGCAGGAGGAUCUGGUCUUGUCUCUUGCUUGCAAGGAACAGUCUUGUGCGCAGGAUCCUCAACAACAGUUCAACCAAGUGCGACACCAACUCCGCUGAUUCCCGACCUGCCACUCUGUAUCUCUGUCCUCCCUCAGACCUGCCUGAAUCUCAACGCACUGACCAGUCUCCAACUUCUCGGCAACCCGGGUCUCGUCACGAGCUGUAAUGCUGACCUGGAAAGCCUCCUCAACCUCUCUGUGCUGGGUUCUGUCACUACCUGCCUCACCACCAAUCUGCUCGCAGGAGGCUCAGGUCUCGUCCAGUGUCUGCAAGGUACAGUCCUCUGCACCUCGUUCACGACGUCCGCAGCAUCUGCCACGACCGCUUCGGCCACCACUACCUCCACACCUCCGCUCCUGCCCUCAGGCCUGCCAGACUGCCUCGUCGCCAGCGCCAUCCCCCCGGCCUGUCUCAACUUGAACGGCCUGAACGUCAACCCGGCCGACGUGCUCAACGCCGCCGGCCAAUUGUUAGCCCUGAACACUGGCAUCGCCCAGUGCUUGACCGACCUGACGACCUCGGGCCUGGGCGCCACGGCGCUCAACACCCUCACCACGGCCAGCUGCUUGGUGCCCCAGGCCCUCGGUGCCAUCCAGGGCGCGAAUAUCCUGACUUGUGUGACCAACGCUGUGGGCUGCGGACCGUGA